UUAGCAAUACCCAGGGCAAAGUCGCUCGGACUGGUCAAAACGCAUACGGUCUGAGUGUAGAGCGUGUGUAAGUGUAUCUGAAUCUGAAUGUGAGUGGAAGAGCAGUCCACAUGUACUCCGUUUCCCUAUUGUUAUUGUAUGCGAUGGCGCACGUUUUGUUUCGCAAGUCUUUUUCAAGCAGCAGACCAACGACGUCUUUCUGUGCCAGACGGCAGCGGCAUUUGGAAUGCAAACCUUGGCUGCUCUGCAGCGAUUGAGAGCCGCCGCAAUCCAGUUAAUAUCUGCCAACAGAUUCCUUAGACGACUCGCAUUAUACCGCCACCGUAACUCCGUUUCCUCCUUUCUUCCGCGGAGCCAAUGACGCGCGAUCAAUGUACUCGGCAGUUCACUAAAAAUUGUCGUCCAUUUUCCAUGAACUCCUAUUCCUACCUUUACCGGAUAAACGGGGAAGGCUGGACGAGCCACCACGAUAUCAACCCUACCUUAGUGAUCGAUCAAGUUACCCCAGUUGACUGCAGUUUGAACCAUGGUCUACAUCUGAACUGCAAUGACAAGGUCACUGCCCAAGAGAUCCGCCAAUUGGCCGCUUCGCUAUCGCUGCCACCGCCGCGGGCGGUUUUUGUAAACUUGACCGAUGGCCCACUGGUGACCUUGGACAACCUAUCACCCGUCCGCCAACACACUAUCAUCUUGAACCUAUACUUUUGCGCAUCGGCUCGCACCACGGGCAAAUUGGUCGCGCUAGGCUUCCCGAACCUGUUGAAUUUCGAACUGCACCAUUGUCGCGCUAUGGUUGUAAAGAAAACCGAUUUCUGGUCAUCCAUCAAACUCCGCAUGAUCCUUUUCGCUAAUACAACUCUGCGCUCACUGGAGGAGAACACCUUCGCGGACUUGCCAGCUUUACGUCUCGUCUCCUUGGAAAAGGGCUUCAGCGAAAUGGAAGUGUUUAGCAAAGAUAUCAGAAAUUAUCUACAAAAGCUACAUUGCGGAUGUGAAUACGAGUGGUUCCGGCAGUGUUGGAGCAGAAAUCAGCUCCUGCGCAGUGCCGACCGGAAGCAGAUAUUCAACAUUCCGACCAACUCAUGGCACAACGAUAACGUCACGAAAAGAGAUAUGUAUUUACCAAUUGAUUGUGCAGCGAAUCCGUUUCCUGAUGGUUCAGAGUUCAUUGACUUCGCACAGGACGCUUUUUCCAUUAACGAGAAAUCGUACGCAGAAAAUGGGUGCCCGAGCGAAAUGGACGAUAAGCCAUUUCCGGUAUUCUCCACUGAACCAGCGACUGCCGUUGAAUGUGGUUAUCAGCAGAUGGAUUGGCGGUGCAUCUCCUUGGUUACGUCUAAACAAAUCGAGUGUCCGGAAGCUAACUCCACUGGCAAGCUUUUCGACGCAUCCUACUGCCUCUCCGAACUGCGCAGUCAGUCGGUGGCUCUCGCCCGAUUCCCGCCGCGUCCUCUGAGACUGUUCUCUCGCCCGAUUCCCGCCGCGUCCUCUGAGACUGUUCUGGAUGGACAACAUCACGGCUGUUUCGAGCGAUUUGGGUUUCGAGCGCGCGCGUAAUCAGCUUGAUUUAGAAAGGAUUGUAAAUUGUCAUCCACUCCGUAGUCGCUAUUCCAGAUAAAAUAAAAGUCCGUACGCUCUUAUAGAAUUGUAAUAAAGGCUGCGUACGUAACAGCCGCCUUGGGGAUGCGAUGCUUUCGAAUUUCGAUAAUCCCAAGGCAGAGUGCAGACUACGAGUCUACGUCGUGUUUUUCCAAUUUUGAAUUUCUUCCCAUUUUCUAAUUCCUGGCUGCUUGCUUCUUCGUUCUAAUUUUAAAUAAGACUAAGAUAUCCGGAUCGAAAUCUGUACAAUUUAUCGAAGAUGAAUACGAUGAAUGUGGAUGUGGUGUAUCAUCCGUGUGUGACUGUGCUGGAGGAUUUCCCUUUACGAAGCACGUGUAACGGUGAGGAGAUGGCGGAGGACGCGCCAGUAGGUGUCGCGCGUGCGCCAGUACGCGUACAUGUCCGUGGCCACCCGGCGCAUCUCCGCCGGCGGCUCCGGCAGCGCGGCCUCCAUGGCCGUCCGCAUGGCGGUCAGAGUCGCGACAAUGUCCUGGCCGCAGUCCAGACGCAGGAAGGGCACGGCCACCCGCAGCGGCGGCGCCGGGUCGCGGCUCUGGUAGGGCUCAUCGGUCAAGGGGGUGAAGUCGGAGUGCCAGGAGGGCCGGCAGUGGUGGAAGGCUUGGACGGCGUCGUUCUGGACGUAAUCAACCAGGAUCAGCUGGCCGCUGCACAUGUCCAUCAGCGGUGACAGGUGGUGCAGGGGAAAGUAGAGCGGCGCAUGGGCACUGGCCUUCCAUUCACUGACCACCGCCCAGACGGUGGGCAGGUCGCCGGUUACGACGCAGCGGUGGCAGAUGAUACGCUGCAGUGCCGCGGCCGGUGCCGGUCGGAGCAUUCUGACCAGCUGCCGAAUGAGGGUCACGUCGCUGCUGCCCACACGCAGGCUGCGCUCGGCCAGACGGUGCUCGCCGGGCCGCCACCGGCUCAGCACCAGCGUCCGCACGUCACGGCUCAGCCCGUACAACGUUCUAUGGGCACACCGGGCAACCUAUCAGAAACUCUUACUGAAUCAAACUGCUAUAUUUCUUAUUAAGGUAUACAGAUAGUAUACAUAAGUGGGUAUUGCUGAAACAAUUAUUGGUAGGCGGCCUACCAAUAAUGAUUCUCUAGACCGAGUGAUUUUAUUAUUAACAACAACAAACGUGAUUACUAUUAGUAGUAGUAUACACUUUUACUGGAACAAUUUCCGGUAGGCGGCCUACCUUUCCUUUACUUAUUACAUAGACCGGUUGACGGCGUUGAGUUAAACAGUUUCAUUUGUC
Messenger RNA from Paramacrobiotus metropolitanus, 2861 nucleotides. RefSeq lists its product as uncharacterized. Bases 358 to 1557 code for a protein of 399 amino acids. The record is from RefSeq and is a predicted model, not a curated record. The transcript is spliced from 3 exons. Lineage: Eukaryota; Metazoa; Tardigrada; Eutardigrada; Parachela; Macrobiotidae.